This is a messenger RNA of Capronia epimyces CBS 606.96, 363 nucleotides long. RefSeq lists its product as uncharacterized. Bases 1 to 363 code for a protein of 120 amino acids. The transcript is spliced from 2 exons. NCBI's taxonomy places the organism in Eukaryota, Fungi, Ascomycota, Eurotiomycetes, Chaetothyriales, Herpotrichiellaceae. The record is from RefSeq and is a predicted model, not a curated record.
AUGCCUCAUCUCGCACGUACCUUUACCCCGCUGCGGACGGUUACUGUUGGGAGAGUCUUCCCUUUGCGUUCCGCUGCAGCUCUGCAUACUUCAUCGGCCCGCGCAGCUCUGAGCGAAGAUCACCUCCUGGAGCAUGAAGAUAACGAAGACCGCCAUCACGAGAUCGAUCGCCACAAGUCUGACAGUGUCGAAAAGGCAAAGACCGGGAAAGGAGAAUGGAAACCUGAGCUGGCAUCUUCAAGCGAGCAAAGCGUUCACGGCGACAAGCACAACUUGACCAUUGAGCAGAUGCAAAAACUGGGCAGCGAGAAAUCCAAAAGCUCUGGAGGAAGUGAUAGCUCGACCGGUACCCACAAGUCAUGA